UUGUCUGCUGCUGCUGCUGCUGCUGAAGCCCUGGCAGGAGCCCGCUGAUCUCUGCACACACACCCCGUUAUCCCACAGCUGGCACCGGAGGGGGCACCUCUCACAGAAGGCAGGAAGAGGGGGGCAGAGCGGGGCCACUUCAUUGGAGCUGAUCCUUGCCCUGGAGGCGUUUGGAAGCCCAGAGCUAGGAGUGUGCAGCUCGAGCUCUCUCCUCCUCUCCAUUCUCCUGCAGCUCCGGCUCCUUCCUCUCUGGUCUCCAGGCUGCACCAGGGGUUUGGGGGGCUCGUGAAACCAGAGGGUGCCCGGGAGACAGAAGGGGGGCACUGAAUCCGGGGAGAGGACAAGGCUCACAGGGAAGAAGAAGAAGAAGAGUAGGAGGAAGCGAUCUGGCCGGGAUCUAGAGGGUCUACAAGAUGCAUGGGAUGCCCAAUUCUGCACUGUCUUAUGGAAGAGGAAAAGAGGAAAGCAGCAUGUCCCGUCUGUCGCUCACCCGCUCCCCGGUCUCUCCCUUGGCUUCACAAGGAAUACCUCUCCCAGCGCAGCUCACCAAAUCCAAUGCACCUGUGCACAUCGACGUGGGGGGACACAUGUACACCAGCAGCCUGGCCACCCUGACCAAGUACCCGGACUCAAGAAUAAGUCGUCUGUUUAAUGGGACAGAACCCAUCGUACUGGACAGCUUAAAACAGCAUUACUUUAUCGACCGGGAUGGAGAAAUUUUCCGCUACAUCUUAAGUUUUCUACGAACUUCAAAAUUGCUCCUUCCUGAAGAUUUUAAGGAAUUGAAUCUACUAUAUGAAGAAGCCAAAUACUAUCAACUCCAUCCGAUGGUGAAGGAACUCGAGAGGUGGAAACAAGACAAGGAGCAUCGGAAGCAUUUCCAGCCAUGUGACUGUCUAGUGGUGCGGGUGACUCCAGAUCUUGGAGAGAGGAUUGCACUGAGUGGGGAGAAAGCGUUAAUAGAGGAGAUUUUUCCUGAGACUGGAGAUGUCAUGUGUAACUCUGUAAAUGCUGGAUGGAACCAAGACCCAACUCACGUCAUCAGGUUUCCACUUAAUGGCUACUGCAGAUUAAACUCUGUGCAGGUUCUUGAAAGACUCUUUCAGAAAGGAUUUCACGUUGCAGCCUCUUGUGGGGGUGGAGUUGACUCCUCACAGUUUAGUGAAUAUGUACUGUGCCGAGAGGAUAGAAGGGUGCAGCCGAACACAAUGAGGAUAAAACAGGAGCCUCUGGACUGAUGUUUCCUGAAAUUCCCUCCUCACCAUUGAAGUGUUCACUAGUCCUUGAUGUGAAGAACCUCAGGACCUGCAAACCAGUAUUAUUAGACUUCAUAUGACUUUUUGUUGCCAGUUUGUGAUACUUUUGAAAGGUAACUUUUGACUUAGCCAAGUAAGCAGCUCAGUUCUCUCAGCGGCCCUCGCCAAUGCAAGUUCAUCUCAACAGCUGUGCUGUAAAAAAAUCCCAACCUCAGUAACGUGGACCUGUUUGCCUAUUUCGGAUCGCUGCAAUACAACCAAGUGGCCAAUCAAAAAUGAACGCAAAAACAUUCGGCUGGUAUAGUCCAAUGAACACAUCCCCGAUAAUGAAGAUAUCACAGACACGUGGAAUAAACUGCAUUGUCUUUUUAUAGAUUUUAUGUGUCAUGCAGAUUGCUCGUCGCAAUCAUCUGAUUAUUCGAACGUCUGUUCCCUUCAAAUGAGAAAAGGGAUUACUUUUAUAGCCUCUCAGAUGGAUAAUGUGGAUAUAUGGGACUGAGCAACAAUAAAAUGUUUGAUAAAUGUAAAACUGAAGACCAGCCAGAAGCCGGCACAGAGUCCGUUGUGGAAUUUCGAGAUGUCCUGAAAAAUAUAGAAUUUUGGAUUUUAGGCAGAGGUUUUACUAGAAGAUAUAAUUGUUGUCCAUUCUUGGGGGGGGGGGGGGGUUCUUGCUUUCUUGGGCUUUUAUAAACACGUGAAAGGUGAAAUAGAAGAGAAUGAUUCUGUAUUGUAAAAGCAGGAGCAGACCAAAUAUCACAAUCCAGAGUGUAUGAGCCAUGCCCUACCCAUAUGGGAGGAAAUGACAGUAUGUAGAAUUGAUGGGGUGGGUUAUACACCGAGGUGGCAUAUGGGAUAUCAAUUUAUUAAUAUAUGAGCUGACAAAUACGUUUUCUAAUCCAAAAUAGAAGAGUGGUAAAGUGAAAAAUUCCCUUUUCCAUUAUGAUUUAAAGGAAUGCUAAACAUAGAAAGGACACAAAAAAAGAAAUGUAAUUGUGCCCUUAAUCUCCUCCUGUCCUUUGAUUCUAUUUACGAAAUUAGAU
This is a messenger RNA of Bufo bufo (common toad), 2296 nucleotides long. RefSeq names its product potassium channel tetramerization domain containing 15 (gene KCTD15). NCBI's taxonomy places the organism in Eukaryota, Metazoa, Chordata, Amphibia, Anura, Bufonidae. The record is from RefSeq and is a predicted model, not a curated record. The coding region runs from base 414 to 1238 and encodes 274 amino acids. The transcript is spliced from 6 exons. Gene Ontology annotation, molecular function: protein binding. Gene Ontology annotation, biological process: protein homooligomerization.